Molecule: messenger RNA, 1734 nt
Organism: Polypterus senegalus (gray bichir)
Lineage: Eukaryota; Metazoa; Chordata; Cladistia; Polypteriformes; Polypteridae
Exons: 8
Coding region: 7-1734 (575 amino acids)
Source: RefSeq, a predicted model, not a curated record
UUGGAGAUGAUGGAAUUUGAGGUCUACGUGUCCUUACACUGGUAUAGCGAGACACUGAGGACACUGGGACGCUUGAUGAAACAGUCCGUAGAGAAGGUUGACGUCAUAUUGGAUUCAGUAUUCAGUCGUGACUCGCAUGAAACUUUCAUCUGUUUUGUUUCAGAAUGCCUGGAGAAGAUGGCUUCCGUUCAUUUUUCAGGUGGUUGGAAUGACUUUACAUUUUGGAGUUUAUGUCGCUUAUUUCAACAAUAUGAAGCUGAGAAAGGAGACAGCAGCCUCCCGCACCUCAUCUCUUUGUUUGCUCCUUUUCCAAACGAUGUGAUCUCAACAGAGUUGGACUGGAUUGAUAGAAUUAACUUCAGAUUUAUAAGACAAUGUCUACAGAAUGAGGUCGUAACCCCACAGCACAAAGAGGCUUUACAAAGUCUUGAGCAACUCAUAAUCCUCAGUCUUGAGGAGGCUGUAAGGAAGGGUUUCCUAAGUCACGCUUGCUGUUACAAAUAUGUCAUGGACUGUGGAAACCAGUGGAACUUCAAUGAAUAUUUGAGGCUCAUGAACAAUGAGGUCCACGUGAACCCAAUCUGGUCAGAGAAGACACUGAAGACAAUGAGUGACUUUAUUAAACACUCCUCAAAAAGAGUCAACAUGAUACUGGCCUGUGAUGGUUACUGUGAGAUACGUGAAAGAUGUAUUCACUUCUUGUCAGACUGUCUGGGUUGGACGUCCUCUAUACGUUUUUCUACAGGAUUUAAUGAGAAAUCAUUCAUAACCAUGAUGGAGUUGUGUCAAACGUAUGAUGGAAUUACAGGAGGCUGCAAUCUGUAUGAAUUUGUAAGACUCUUUGGACCCUUGCCAAAUAAGGUGGACUUCAAAGACACAUCUUGGAUUAGUCAGGUGGACUUCAGAUUUUUACAGAAGUAUCUUAAUAAGGAUGUAACACAAUGGUACACGUACAGUGACAGUUUGUCAGCCCUGGAUCAGUUCAUUAUCAGAACCCUCUUCAACAUUUCAAGGCAUGACAGGACGUGUUACAGUGACAUCCGCCAAUACAUUCAACAGAGCAGAAAUGUGAAACUUUCAGAUAAGGACGUCUUUGUAUCCUGCAGGUGGAAUAAAGAGAUGCUGAACAGUGUGAUGGACUUCAUAGAGUGCUCCUCAACUCAGGUUGACAUGAUGGUGGACUCCAUAUUCUGUGGAAUGUAUGAUUUCAUUGACCAUGUAUCUAACUGCUUAGAUAAUAUAUCCUCCAUCCGUUUUUCAGGUGGUUGGAAUGACAGUACAUUUUGGAGUUUAUGUCGCUUAUUUCAACAAUAUGAAGCCAGGAAAGGAGACAGCAGCCUCCCGCACUUCAUCUCUUUGUUUGCUCCUUUUCCAAAUGAUGUGAUCUCGACAAAGUUGGACUGGAUUGAUAGAAUUAACUUCAGUUUUGUGAGGCAAUAUCUCCAGAAUGAGGUUGCAGCUCCACAGCACAAAGAGGCGUUACGAAGUCUUCAUCAACUCAUAAUCAGAAGUCUUGAGGAGGCCGUAAGAGUGGGACAAAUAAGGUACAGUUGGCAUUAUAAAUAUAUGGUGGAUUGUGGGGACCUAAACGACUUCAAUGAAUCUUUGAGACUCUCAAACAAUGAAGUCCACGUGAACCCAAACUGGACAGAAGAGACGCUGAAGACAAUGAGCUGCUUUAUAAAAAGCUGCUCAAGUAAAGCUGACAUCAGAUUGGAUAACAUUGUUUCCUAG